AGCGCCAGUCGCGAUACGCGCAUACGUGUAAGCGCACGUUCGAGACUGCUCGUCGUCGUCGUCGUCGUCGUUCUCAUCGUUCUCGUCGUUCUCGUCACCAUCAUCAUCAUCAUCAUCAUCGUCAUCGUCGUCCUCGUCCAUUCGUUGUUCGUUACGUUCGUUCUCUAGUCACAUUCCUAUUCACGUUAAUGGAUUAAACAUUUUUUUUCUGGGAUUAAUCUUAUCUCGCAAUUACGCAGUUCUCAAGUUCGCGCGUUCGACUCUCGAAAGGUGUUUUGUGAUAGAUUCAUCAGUGUGGGACAUAUUGGAUAGAUUAAUUACUUAACGAUAUCGAAGAGGAAAAGAGAAAUUAUUUUUAUGUUCGACUUUUGUGCGAUAUAAUCAUUUUUUCUCUCUCUGUUUUUUUUUUAUAUCGUAAAAUUUAAAAAAUAAUCGAAGUUGGCGUGCUUUGGGAUCGAUGAAAAAAAAAAGGAGAAAACUACCGUAGAAAAUAUUUGUUUGACAGAACGAAACGAUCAGAAUGACGAAUGGUAGUAAACCUUUUUGAUUCUCUAUCGUUUUAUGUAAUACCUAGUGAAUAAUCUUAUAUACAUAUCUACCUAUAUAAUACAAUGACAACGAAUGAUUCUUUCGCGCUUACGAGUUAGCUAGCGAACGUAAUUGUCUCCCACGAGGCUUCGUUAUUUCACGCGUGCGUCGUCGCGUAUUUUCUUAUGAGCGCGAAUGAAUGACGCGAAUCCGAUGUUCUCAGGGACGGAUAUCGUUGUAACUCCGUAGUUGAUUACAAUAACGGCAAACGAUUUCAUUGCUUUUUCUUCUUUUUUUUUUCUUUUCUUUUUCUUUUCUAUUUUUUCCUUCUUUUCCUUUCUUUAUUUCUUUCUUUCACAUACUUUUUAUUCCCUUCAAAAAAUUUCACUUCGAACGUAUGAUAAAAAUAAAAAAAAAAAGAAAAGAAAUAUUUCAUAUUAGAUAUAUUAAUAACAAAUAAAUUUAACAAAUAAAAAUUCGAUUACGUAAGGAAAGAUUUACAUAAGAAAUUGUCAAAGACAUUUUCCGUGAUAACUCGCCAACUACGUUCGUCGGUUCGUUGAAUUUCCUUUUUUUUUCUUUUUUUAUUAUUGUCGAUGCCAUUGAGAAACCGUAUGGAUUUUCUACGCGCGUAUCGAUAUCGUUGCGACCGAAAUAUGGCACCGACGUGAAACGCGAGAUGCAAAAGAACGGAAGUACCUGUCGAAAGGUAACGGAUGAGAGUAGGAGGAGGAAAGAAAGAGAGAGAAAAAGAGAGGGAAAGGAAAGAGUACAGUAACGUCGCGAUUUCACGUGGGUGUUACUCGGACAAGUCAUAUUUUAACAAUAGUCUACGAAACGUGCGAAAUCUUUUCCUUUUGUUUUUUUAUUAAUUUUUUUCUUUUCUCUUCUCCUUAGCUUUUCUUUUAUUUCCUUUUAUUUCCUUUUCUUUUCUUUUCUUUUCUUUUCUUUCGUAUUUCAUUGAAAGAGAAUCGUUUUGUCUUCGAACAUAUAUACAUACAUACAUAUAUACAUACUUAUACACAUACACACAUAAAUACACAUAUACGAGACUCGAGACGUGUGAAGGGAAGAUAAGUGUUCGUGAAAUUAGGACGAAGCGUCUCGCUCAAUUAUGAUUCGAGGAGGGAGAGAGUGAAAAAAAAUCAUUCGAUGGACAUUAACUUCGUGAUAAAAAUAAAAAUAUAAAACAAAAAGGAGAUAGAUCGACGGACUCGAAGGAUGAUAGAAAAAAGAAACGACAGAGGAAGGACAAUGGGAAGGAUUUUUGUUGGUGAACGAAGAGAAAUAUAAAGGAAGAAUAAAAUUGAACAAGGACGGAUGUUGAAUAAAUAAAACUAAGAAAGAAGGAUAGAGUCUAAGAUAUUCGAAGAAUUCUAAUCCUCGAGACUACGUUUUCGAUCUCUCUCUCUCUAUAUAUAUUACUUGCGUUUCUUUUUUCUCUUCUGUAUUGAAGAGGAAAAACAGAAAGAAAGAAAAAAGAUAAGACAGCAAAAGAGAGAGAAGGAGAAAGACAUCGAUAAAAGGAGAUCGUUCGAAGAAUGCCCGAGGGAUGAAGGCAAAAGUAUCUCGAAAAGAAUUGGAGGAUCUUUUUAGCGAGGGUGCGCGUUUCCGGGACACCUCGCAACAAAUACACAAACAAUGGCAGGCCGAUCCAGCGAGAGCAUUUCCGACCGUCGGCAGUGUCGCUACCACCGUCGGUGGUGGUUCGCCGUCUCCAGCAUCGGGUGACAUUUCAACCCCAAACUCAACACCCAGUCCGAGCCCUAGUCCGACCAAUGGUCAACAAGUAAUGCACAAUGGAGGUUACGAAUCGCAAACGAAGAACGUUAACACCAUCGCGAGAAACAAACAACAACAGCAAUUACUUAUGCACCAACAGCAACAACAGCAACAUCAGUUAUUACAUCAAGAACAGGUACAAGGAGUUCAAUCGUCGGGGACGCCCGCGAGGACGCCUGGCGUCGGCGCAGAUUCGUCUAGCGUCGAUGUGGGAAAGGGCGUCGGUGGAAGGGUCACGGAAGUGAUGGAAUUGUGUUAUGUCACGGAAAGGAUAAUCGCUCUUUGGUAUCGAGAAGAUGCACAAGGUGUUCUGGAACAUGCGACGACUCUUUUAAGAGGCAAACAUGCCGAUAAUUAUAUGAUAUUCAAUCUAUCAUCGCCAGGACGAGCAGGUGAAUCGAAUACAAGAGAAGCCGGAUGGCCUCAAGGUUUGGCACCAAGUUUGGAAAGAUUAUGCGCCCUUUGCAAGGAGCUGGACUCCUGGUUAAACGGUGUUCCAAAUCGUGUUGUUGUUUUACACGCAAGGGGUAACAAGGAACGAUUGGGCGUGGCGGUCUCGGCUUACAUGAAUUACAGCAGCAUCUGCGGUGGACGCGAUCAAGCUUUGGACAGGUUCGCGAUGAGAAGGUUCCUCGAUGACAAGAUCGGAUCUCUGCAAGUUCCAUCACAUCGAAGAUACAUAGAGUACUUCAGCGGAUUAUUGUCUGGGUCAUUGAGAAUCAGUCAAUCUCCUCUUUACUUGACACACCUCACAGUACUCGGAGUGCCACUCUUCGAGCCUACCGGAUGUCGAGCGUUCCUCAAAGUCUACGAAGGAUUGACGCCCGUUUACACAUCGGAUUUGUACUCGGUGACGAAUGCUCGUGAGUUCACGGUUAAUCUCGGUGGUCUUCGCUUGAGAGGAGACAUUCUCGUGAAAUGUUAUCAUAGGGUAUAUUCCAAACAAAGCCGAGAAGUUAUGUUCUCGCUACAGUUCCACACAUGCGUCAUCACAGAAAACGUUGUGUCAUUUCCCCGUUCGGAACUUGACGUUGCUUGCGAAGAUCCACGAUGUCCACCCGAUAGUGUUGUGACCCUUUACUUCGCAACCGAUGCGAAACGUCAGGAUGGCCCAAUUCCGGCACCAACACCCGCUGUGCCUCAUGCCUCGGCUCAUCACGAUCCCAUCCUCCAUUGGGACAGCUACACGAAUCUCGAGAUAAGCGAUGACGAAGGCCGCGAGACACCGUUGUCACCACCGCCACCAUCGAGUUCAUCCGUUCAAACAUCGCCACGUGGGUUAGGUUACACCUGUGGACCCAUAGAUGGAUCCUUAUACGCAGUGGUACACCAGGGUGCUGCAGGUGGUGCUCGCGGUUCACCACUGACAGUUUCCAUGGACAGCGGUAUCAGCAGUGCUCCACCUCAAAGACCAAGUCCACCUGAACACGAGCCGGAUAAUCAGGCUCACGGUGAUCUUGAUAAACUUCUUCACGAUAUGAUGCUCACCGUUGAGUCGAUGCCAGACCCUCCUACGGAGGAUUAUGCUCGACCGGAUAGAAACGAGAAGAUUUACGUCCAAGAAAAUCGUAGUUACAGUAGUCACACCAGUAGUAGCCAUGCGGCAUCAACGUAUUCGACCUUGAAGGAUUCCUACAGGAGUUAUAGCGUCGCCAAAGAAUCCAGUCCGCCUUACAACUCUAGCAGUAGCUAUAGCACGUUAAAGAACGAAUAUAGAGAUAGCCCGAAAAACACGGAACACCGUCGAGACGAUUACGAGUACCGUGUUUCACCGGAUCGCAAAUUAUCCGAAUCCACGGCAGAGAUUUAUGGUAGAAAGCAACACGUCGAUUCCUUCUCUCCAUCUGGCAAUAUCGACUUUAUCGACGAGGACAUUCCUUAUCACGCGAGACAAACGAGUCAACCGUUUUCUUACGGUGCAACAACCGACAUGAUCAAACAUCAAAAAUUAUCAUCACCGUCCUUGGUAAGAAAAGCAUCGGUACGUGGUACAGCACCGGUCGUAGACUUCGAUGAGAUUCUCGGUGAUGCGAAUCCGAGGCGUCCGAUCAGCCCUCUCAGCCCAAAUACACCAGAUCCACCACCAGAGUUCGCGAAUGGUCCUGUCAAAACCACCCCCGAUCACGUCGACGGAUUAUCUUGGCUGAGGCAACAACAAUUGAAACUUGCUGCGAGGAGAGACGAGAAAAGUCCUAAAACAAUAUGGCGACAGGAAACUGGGAAUCGUGUUAUCGGAGAACUUCGGAGUUAUCAAAGGGGAAGAUUAAGGCAUGACGGUUAUGCCAGCGAUUCGGCGGUACUCGACGACGACGACGAUACAUGGAUACCAAGUUCCAUUUCUAAUCAGACCCAAUCGAAAACGACUCCUUACACCUCAGCACCGGCGAGUCCUUUGCUUCCGCAAAGAUCGAGUAGUCGUAAGUACAAUGGCAGCGCUAGUAGCGGUAUUCUCGGCAGACCAAGAGCCGAAAGCAUGAACGAACGACCAUUCGUCUCUGUGAAGAGAGCUUACGAGUAUCGAAAGUACAGCGACGGUCAGAGCCCUCCGUCAUCCCCCCGCGCAGUAUUUGCAGCCGAUCCACCCUUAAGCACAGGAAUGCAACGUCGAUCGGGUAGUCCGGUCAACUUGGAGAAGCAACAACCACCUCGUCCAGAAUCUAGAAGCGAUAGUUUUGCACGUACCGAUGCCUUCUUGCGUGAGCAUAGACAGCAACAACAGCAAUUCCUACAACAUCAACAACAACAACAACAGCAGCAGCAGCAGCAGCAGCAACAGCAACAACAACAACAGCAGCAACAACAACAGCAACAACAACAUCAACAACAACAACAGUUGCAGCAACAGCAACAACAACAUAACAACAGGAUGAACAACAUUUCCAACACCAUGGAAAAUGGUCACGAGCAAAGCAAACAAACAAUUACUCAUGAGAAAAGUUUUGGCACUUUGGCUAGACCGUCGAGACCGGAGUCGAGAAAUCGUGUAACAACGACGUAUCAAAAUUAUUCGAGAAAUUACAACAACAAUACAACAACGAUAACGACAACGACAACACCAACAAUAACUGCAACAAUGACAACAAUGACGACAACGAUGACAACAAACGAUAGAAGCAACAAUGGCAAUGGCCAAAACGAAGGAGGACUUUUGGCAGUAGUCGAUCAACAAACGUCUGCUCCUAAUCAAGGAGAUCCUCUCGUGAGCCUCAUUCGAUCACUGGCUGAGAUAUCGCCUAUUCGCUCACCCUCAUCCAAUUCCGCGACUAACAAGAUCGAGAAUGAUCAUGGUACAACUAUCGAUGCGACCGCGACAACAGUCACCAACAACGUCGCUAGCAUUGCCACUAAUUGUUCCCCUAACCAGUCGCCAAAAGCAUGGCAGAAUUGUACCCAGUCCCACAAUGACUCGGCGUCAUCGUGGACCGAGAGAAGCGUCAGUCCCGGAAGUACAGUCGGAGUUUCGAGACCGCAAACACCUGCAUUCCCUGUACAUCCACGUACUCCUUAUGUCAAUAACGCAUCGCCAACUGUAACCUUCGCCUCCGAUCGGGGCUAUGUCAUGUCCAACAAUAGUUAUAACAUCAACAACAACAAUAAUAAUAUUACCGGAGUAGAAGCGACAGGUGGAAACAGUAACAACAACAAUCUUGGGAAUUAUAAUGCCGAACGAACGAUCUACAUUGAGGAGCGAAGAGAAGUCUCUAAGGAAACGGGACUUCCACCCAAGAGUCCGACAACACAGCGACGCUUGAGUUUCCCGGCAAGCGGGCCGCUUAAACAAACGCAUAACAAACGAUGGCCGCUCACUAACCAAUCGGCGUCGUUCGACUAUAGCAAGGACCGACCUGUUUCUCCAAUAGGCGAAUCUGCGAUAUCACAGGCUCAAGCUAUUUCACAUAGCCCUGGUACUCCAACUCACGUUGAAUUUGCCCAAAGUCCGAAGAGUGCUACGUCUUACACAUCUAUCAACAGUGGUGGUCAGUCGUCUCCACAAGUGCAGUAUUAUGGAUCAAGACGUUCGAGUAUUCAUUCGAACAGUGAACCUCAAGAAGUCGCUGACAUAAAUGUUAAAUUCGUACGAGAUACCAGCAGGAUCUGGUACAAACCAAAUAUAUCUCGAGAACAAGCAAUUUCGAUGCUAAAGGAUGCCACACCGGGUACGUUCGUAGUAAGAGACAGCAAUUCUUUCCCGGGUGCGUUUGGUUUAGCAUUGAAAGUGGCAAUACCACCACCUGGUGCGCCUAGUAGUCCUAGAGAUCCAUCAAGCGAACUCGUCAGGCAUUUCUUGAUCGAGCCAACCUCACGUGGAGUCAGACUGAAGGGAUGUGCGAACGAACCAGUUUUUAGUUCUUUGUCAGCAUUAGUUUAUCAACACAGCUUGAUGGCAAUGGCAUUACCAUGCCAACUGUUAGUACCUGAACCAGAAGCUGCUGCUAGAGCUUUGGAUUCGCCCGCUACGAAUAGUGCACAACAACUUCUUGCACAGGGAGCUGCUUGCAACGUUCUUUAUCUUUUCACCGUCGACACGGAAUCCUUAACCGGGCCUCAAGCUAUCAAAAAAGCAAUAAGCACUUUGUUCGAACAAAAACCUUUACCGAGUGCGACUAUCGUUCAUUUCAAGGUCUCAACUCAAGGUAUAACACUGACGGAUAACGCAAGGAAAUUAUUCUUCCGUAGACAUUAUCCUACAAACAACAUCAGUUAUUGCGGCCUAGAUACGGAUGAACGUACUUGGGAUUUCACCGGUGAAGAUACUGGACGCUCACUUAGCGCACAUCGUUGCUUCGGAUUCGUAGCAAGGAAACCCGCUCACAAAUCAGACAAUCAAUGUCACGUGUUCGCCGAGCUGGAACCGGAACAACCAGCAACGGCCAUCGUUAAUUUCGUCAAUAAAGUCAUGAUGGGCAACUCGAUCGCUAAAGCUAAUAUCGUAUAAAUUUAGAUUCGUCGAUCAUUACGUCGAUCAUUCUUUCAACCUAAUCGAUAUAUACAACAGGAAUAAGCUGGAUAAUGAUUUCGCAAUAAUGAAAUAUUAUAAUCAUCAAUGGGAAAUACUUGUCGUUUGAAAAACUAUAAGAAAUUAUUACACUUCGAAUUGAUGUUUGACUGAAAGAAAGAAACAAAAAAAAAAGAAAAAAAAGAAGAAGAAAAAGAAAAAAAAAGGAGAAGAAAAGAAAUUCAAAUCUUAAUUUAUUCUAUAAAUUCUAAAAAGGCGUAACUUGUCGCUUGAAAAGCGAUAAGAACUUGUUACACUUCGAAUUAAUUAACGAACAUUUGACUGAAAGAAAAGGAAAAAAGGAAAAAAGGAAAGGCAAAAAAAAAUUAAAGUCUUAUUAAUUACGAGAAAUACGUGUAUUAACGAAACAGAGCGAAAAAAGAAAAAAAAGAAAAAAAAAUAUGAAAAAAAAAGGAAAGAAAAUUUCAAUUCUCGUUUAGAAAACGUAUCAAAACAAGGCUAUUUCCAACGAUAAAUAAUAACGUUAUCUGUGCGGUCGCGAAUCGUUAAAUUGUCACGUAAAAUGACAAAUAAAUGUAGUUCAUCAUUUAAAAAAUAAAUAAAGUAUACUUGAGAGAUAUAAGUAGAUACGAAUGAAAUAGAGAGUGGGAAAAAUGCAAAAAUGUGUAUGAGUUACUUUGAGUAGAUAUAAACGAUCUAAUCGUUGUUAUGAUCACUAUAUAUAAAAAAGACCGUUCGAGUUUUGAUCUAUCUUUAGAAUCACAAUGAUGACGUAAUACGAUAAUCGAAUGGAUUGAAACAAAGAAAUUAGCUGAAAUAUCUUCUUAUCAUUUCAGUAUUCGUUCUCGUAUACGAAUUGAAAGAGAAUUGAAAAAAUCACUGUUAUAACCAUCGUUACACUGUUAUUAUUUAAAACGUAGCGAAUAUCGUAGUAACGAUUAACGAACGAUACGAAGUAGGGUAAUGUCUGAUACAUAUAUAUAUAUAUAUAUAUAUAUAUAUAUAUAUAUAUAUAUGAAUUAUAGGUCAUUUUAUAAAAUAUAAAUUUUUUAGUAAAAUCAAAAUUUAUUUAAAAUUUGUAUAAAUAUCUUUUAAAUAUUUCUCGAUCUUUAUAACGCUUCGUAAAGAGUGUACGAGAAUAUAAAUUGUUUCAUAAAAUUCAUUUACAAUAUUUUUUCUUUUCUUUUGUUUUUCUUUUUUCGAUUACAAAUAUUUAAAAAAUUUCUCGAUGUUUAUCGUACUUCGUCAGAAAUAAAUAUCUCGUAAAAAUCGUGUAUGAAGGGUGCGUGAAAAUCUAUCGACAGUUAAUUAUAACGAAUGUUAAUCGAAAGUAAACGUAAAAUUUCUUACGUAAAAUUUCGUUUCCGUUUGAUCUUAUUAAUUUAUUCUUUUUCUUUUUUCUUUUCUUUUCUUUUCUUUAGUUUUUUUUUCUCGUUUCUAACUAAAUGCAUGUAUGCAUUCACACGUUUUAAAAAUUAAUACACACGAAUGUACUAAAGCGAUGCUAGAUCUUCGAUAAGCAUUGAACGAAUUUGAUCGAAAGAUAAUCUCUCUUUUGAUAAAGCUGGGUAUUAUCCAUAAAUAAAUUUUUUUUAUAUUUACAGAUAAUUCUGAUAACACUUUUUUCUUUUUCUUUUUUAUAUAAUCAUUCUGACAUCAUCUUGAUUUUGUUAAGUUCGAUGCGAUCGUCGACUUAUUUUGUUUUCCUUUUAUUAUUAAUAAAUUUUUCAUCGACAAAAGAAUUUUCAAUUAAUCGACUCUAUCUAAUACAAACUUACAAUGAACAUACAUAAAACUUAUCGAAGAACCGCAAUGAAUUGGUACGUUAAACGUAACUUAAACUUACACCGAAAGUUAAUCGAAAUCGUGCAUAUACACACACACAUACAAACAUACAUACAUGCACAUACAUACAGGAUAUAUUAAAAUAUGUGAAUAUAAAUUUAAGAUUGUAUUCACUAUAAAAAGAUAAAAGAGAAAAGAAAUCAUACCAACGAAAUGUUUCGUUUGUUUAAUUCACAAGAAACUUUAUUCGUCCACGUAAGAAUUUUGAUCUUGAAUUAUUUUUCUAUGUUAAAUACAAACCUAAAUUUAUAUUCACGAGUAUGAUACAUCCUGUUUAUAUAUAAUAUCGUUAUACUUGAGACUCUCGAGUAAUAUUUAAUGAAAAUGUUACAUCGUUACAGAGCAUACGUAUGCAUAUACACACACAAAUAUACAUAUAUAUAUAUAUGUGUAUAUACACACACACACACACAUUCACAUAUAGAUAUAUGAAAAUACUAUAUACUAUAUAAACCUCGAUAAUAUAUAUAUAUAUAUAUAUAUAUAUAUAUAUAUAUAUAUAUCGUACUCCUCGAUAAACGAAGUGGACGAUGUUAUAAAUAACUGUAAAUAAGAAAAUACCCUUGGCGCCUUAAAGGAAAUACGACAGAAAAGCUUCUUCUUCGUCGAUCGUGAAUCGACGUGGACAAUGCAGGAGGAAAGAAAGAAAUUAAAAAACGGAAGAGAAAAAGGGAGAGUGAAAGAAAAGAAGAGAAAAGAAAAAAAAGAAAGAAAAGGACGAAAGAAGGAAGGAAGGAAAGAAGGAUGAAAGAAAAGA
Molecule: messenger RNA, 9869 nt
Organism: Vespula vulgaris
Lineage: Eukaryota; Metazoa; Arthropoda; Insecta; Hymenoptera; Vespidae
Gene: by
Product: tensin-3
Exons: 21
Coding region: 2081-7246 (1721 amino acids)
Molecular function (GO): protein binding
Source: RefSeq, a predicted model, not a curated record